Molecule: messenger RNA, 2050 nt
Organism: Halteromyces radiatus
Lineage: Eukaryota; Fungi; Mucoromycota; Mucoromycetes; Mucorales; Cunninghamellaceae
Exons: 1
Coding region: 37-1881 (614 amino acids)
Source: RefSeq, a predicted model, not a curated record
UUUUUUUUUCUUUUUUCGGUUGCUCGUCUGUAAACAAUGAGCGCAAGAAAUUCCCACUACUCUAAUAACUUGUAUUCCCCUUCUCCACUCUAUUGGACACAACCAUCAGCACCAGUUCCUGUAUUACGUUCUUCAUGGUCAACAAGCACAUCUACUCCAACUUCCAAACGACAGACCUAUGGAAAACAACAUAAUAGGCAUUCACAAACUUCCUCCUCUUCUUAUUCAACUCAUUCCUAUUAUACAGAUUCUGAUCUCAAUGACGAGGAAAACAAAAGACAAUUACAUAUACGACGGCGUUCUUCUAGUUAUGGUCACCCUGCCAACUUGAAACAGAAACGCCAACACCUUUAUCCUAUUGACCUGAACGAACAAGAUUACAAUAACAUGAUGAAUGAACCUAUGGUAUUCUCUCAUAGCAAAACCCACCGACGAUUACAAUCGAACUACUCAUCAUCACAACAAUCUGAACCCCGCCAACGUCGUCAAAAGGCUUCAUCAACAGAUAGCAGCAACAACAACAAAAAAAUGAUAAGGUCGAAACCAUCAUCAUUACCACCAGCAGCAAUCAAACCGCAUAUACGAAGGUCCAAAUCGAUAUCCAUUGAAAAUAGCAAUACCAAUAGCACCACAAUUGAUCCUUCUCUUCGUUAUGCAGCACCGGCUUCAAAUGAACAAUUGCAUGUGCAGAGAAAACCAUUGAUGCGACAACGUUCCACACAACCAAAUUCUAUCAUCACCAAUACUGCUAUGGAUACUAAUUGUCAUUCUUCCGAUUACCAUCAAAUGCCAACUGAAUCUACUCGUCUAGGUCACUAUACUAACAACAACAACAAUAACAACAACAGUAGUUCAGCUGGAUGGAAAAUGUCUGCUCAGUACGAUCAUCUGGUAUUACGUUCGCCUUUAUCGCCAACUCCACCUUCUUUGUAUGAAAGCAGUUCAACCACUUCUUCAGCGACACUUUCCUCAAUAUCUGAUUCCCAACGUAACAACAAUCCGAAUACAUCUAUGCUCAACAUGAAUGGACUUAUCUAUCAUCGAAAAUCAUCCAAUGGGGUCAAGCAUACUGUAACGAAGAGUCAACAACGGAAACAUACAACACCAAAAACAACAAUAGCGACGACAGCAGCAACAGCACCAUUCUCAUCGUCAUCUUCAUCAUCCUCAUCAUUGUCAUCCGCUCAUCAGGUGCAACAACGACCUCUUGUGAAACCUUCAUCAACUGGUAGUCUCAGCACACGAUCUAGAUACUCGUAUGACGAAUACCCCCGUCAACAAAAUUCAGUCAUGAGUGAACGACCUAGACGACAUUCUCAAGGGGAUUGUAGCAGCAUCACAUCUCUACAGCAACGACAAAGACAACAACAGCAGCCAUGGAUGACACCAGGUCGAGUUUCUACCCCCAAGUUACGGCGUGUCAUGUCGGCCAAACCUUGUGUGAAGCAUCUUACGCAUGACAAACGAAGCAAAACAGGAGAGGAUGAUGAUGAACUCUUAUCAGCUAUGGAUGCCGCCUCAUUAUCAGCAGCGAAAAAGAUCAUCAAUUCUACUACGACUUGUUCAUCAACAAAAACCGACACUUCCAAUUCAAUUACAAAUAACAAGGAAAUGGCACCCACGUUUUGGAAUCCAAGAUCAGAAAGUGAUAUCAUUCCUGUCAAACGAACUCUCAGUCGACGUCUCCGAGGAUUAUUACUACCUCAACGUAGCAAACUGGACAAUUCAGUUUCCAAGGACCAUCGCAACCUAACAGCAGAUCAAGAAUGGAGUGUGACCCGACCCAUGACGCCUAUAGAUGUAAUUGGUUUUGAUAACGACUGUUUAUUGGAAGAUCAAGAAAAUGGUGUAAUGACAAAUCCGUUUUACAUGAUUAGGUAGGUAUCUUAAAAAAAAAAAAAAAAAAAAAAAAAAAAAAGGUACUAACAUUUAUUUCUUUAGUCAAUCUUGGAAUAUAGCGGAUCAAACAGGAUUGAUUUUUACUCAAGAUGAUUUUACUCAAAUGGAUACAUAUGCUGCAAGUGUUCAACAAAGAGGACCUUCCUUGACC